CACGUGUAGAAGAACAGCUACUUUUGCUUACACUUCUACUGUUUGUGGAUGAAGGUGCUUGCUGGUUCGUGUUGAAAUAAAAAGUGAGGUGAAUCUUACCUUACCUUUACCUCAGGGUUUCGACGGAGGUGGGUUGCCAUGGCAUCACGAGCAGGACCGCGCGCUACCGGAACAGACGGCAGCGACUUCCAGCACCGCGAGCGCGUGGCGUCACAUUAUCAGAUGAGUGUGGCUCUGAAGUCUGAGAUCAAGAAGCUGAACAUCGCUCAUGCAGUGGUCUGGUUGCUUGUAGCAGCACAGGUGGUGGUCAGUCAGCUGAACUUGGUAUCCCAUAAAGUGGUGGCCUCUCCUAACCAAUGGGAAUACCCGUAUCUUCUGAGCAUCAUACCUACCGUCUUCAGUUUCAUGGCUUUGCCGAAAAACAACAUCAGUUACCUGGUCAUCUCAAUGAUCAGCGCCGGGCUUUUUUGUGUCGCUCCUAUUCUUUAUGGAGGGAUGGAGAUGUUCCCUGCGGCUCAGCAGCUUUAUCGGCACGGCACAGCUUAUGGGUUCAUCUUUGGCUUCUCUGCUGUCACUGUAAUGUACUUAGUUUUGAUUAUUUCACUUCAAAUACAUGGCUGGCAGAUCUACUACAGCAAAAAGCUGCUGGAUGCCUGGUUCACCAGCACACAAGAUAAGAAGAAGAAAUAAGAGACUGCUGGAGAAUAAUAGUUUAUCAGCUGCUUAUGUGUGUCUUUAUUUUCUCUUCCUGAGGGCUCUUCGAUCACAUACAUUUUUAUGAUUACCUGACUAAGUACUUUGAGCCUAAGAGGCGAUCAAAUGUGUAAAACCAGGAUGUUCAAUGUCAAACUUCUCGUCCUAGAUCAAGACGUCACUGAAGUCCGUUUCUGCUUGGGUUUGAAAUGCAGUGUUUUGUAAUCUCUCUCUGUUUCCACCCCAGUUCCACAUGCUGUUUAAUAGAUACCUCAAGUCAUUGAGGAGUUCAUCGGGAUCUAGGUAUAUCUGGAAAAUGUAACCUCAAUGAUGAGGAACCAGACAAGUGUGUGAAGAACCACAGCAAAUGUCCAUGUAUUAAACAGUGUAUGUCAGAUAUUCUGUUCUUUUCCACCAAUCAGCUAUCAAUAAAAUUAUCAGGAAAUGUUGAGUUA
Messenger RNA from Carassius auratus (goldfish), 1148 nucleotides. Its product is annotated as protein jagunal homolog 1-B-like. The transcript has 3 exons. Gene Ontology annotation, cellular component: endoplasmic reticulum membrane. Lineage: Eukaryota; Metazoa; Chordata; Actinopteri; Cypriniformes; Cyprinidae. The record is from RefSeq and is a predicted model, not a curated record. Gene Ontology annotation, biological process: vesicle-mediated transport; granulocyte colony-stimulating factor signaling pathway; endoplasmic reticulum organization. Bases 139 to 690 code for a protein of 183 amino acids.